Molecule: messenger RNA, 5331 nt
Organism: Choloepus didactylus (southern two-toed sloth)
Lineage: Eukaryota; Metazoa; Chordata; Mammalia; Pilosa; Megalonychidae
Gene: CUL3
Product: cullin 3
Exons: 16
Coding region: 406-2712 (768 amino acids)
Biological process (GO): ubiquitin-dependent protein catabolic process; protein ubiquitination
Cellular component (GO): Cul3-RING ubiquitin ligase complex
Molecular function (GO): ubiquitin protein ligase binding
Source: RefSeq, a predicted model, not a curated record
CUCCCUCCCUCCUCCCCCCUCCACCCUCUGGGCCGGAUCUCGCCUCGCUGAGGCGGAGGAGGAGAAGGAGGAGGAGGAGGACGUUCGGCCUGCGCAGUGAGAUGUUUGUCCGUCGCCGCCGCCGCCGCCAUCGCGGAGGAGCGCGAUAAAGGGAGCGGAGCCGGGCGUGAGGGGACCCCGCGGAGUCGCCGCGCCAGCGCAGCCCCGUAGCCGAGUCUGAGCCGCCUGAGCCCGCGACGCCGCCGCCGCCGCGGCCGCCCAGGGGCCGGCCAGCUCGCCCAGCCCAGCCCGGGGGCCGUGCCGCCGCCGCCCCCAGCGUCGCCCCUCGCCUGACCGCCCUCCUUAAAUGUGACACCGGCGCUGGGAGUGCGACCUGAAGCCGCCGCCGGGGAGGGGACGAGCACCAUGUCGAAUCUGAGCAAAGGCACGGGCAGCCGGAAGGACACCAAGAUGCGGAUCCGGGCCUUUCCGAUGACCAUGGAUGAAAAAUAUGUAAACAGCAUUUGGGACCUUCUGAAAAACGCAAUUCAAGAAAUCCAGCGUAAGAAUAACAGUGGUCUUAGUUUUGAGGAGCUCUAUAGAAAUGCAUAUACAAUGGUUUUGCAUAAACAUGGAGAAAAGCUCUACACUGGACUGAGAGAAGUUGUUACCGAACAUCUCAUAAAUAAGGUGCGAGAAGAUGUACUAAAUUCAUUGAAUAACAACUUUCUUCAAACACUAAAUCAAGCUUGGAAUGAUCAUCAAACAGCUAUGGUGAUGAUUAGAGACAUACUAAUGUAUAUGGACCGUGUAUAUGUACAACAAAAUAAUGUGGAGAAUGUCUACAAUCUGGGCUUAAUUAUUUUUCGAGAUCAAGUUGUACGUUAUGGAUGUAUUAGGGAUCAUCUACGGCAAACUCUAUUGGAUAUGAUUGCAAGAGAACGGAAAGGAGAAGUUGUAGACAGAGGCGCAAUAAGGAAUGCUUGCCAGAUGUUAAUGAUUUUAGGUCUUGAAGGAAGAUCAGUCUAUGAAGAAGAUUUUGAGGCUCCUUUUUUGGAAAUGUCUGCAGAAUUUUUUCAGAUGGAAAGUCAGAAGUUUUUAGCAGAAAACAGUGCUUCGGUAUAUAUUAAGAAAGUAGAAGCUAGAAUUAAUGAAGAAAUAGAACGGGUGAUGCACUGCCUUGACAAAUCAACUGAAGAGCCAAUUGUAAAGGUAGUUGAGAGGGAACUCAUUUCCAAACACAUGAAGACUAUAGUAGAAAUGGAGAAUUCUGGGCUAGUACAUAUGUUGAAAAAUGGAAAGACAGAAGACCUUGCUUGCAUGUACAAAUUAUUUAGUCGUGUGCCAAAUGGUUUGAAAACGAUGUGUGAAUGUAUGAGUUCCUAUUUGAGGGAACAAGGUAAAGCCCUCGUUUCUGAGGAAGGAGAAGGAAAGAAUCCUGUUGACUAUAUCCAGGGCUUAUUGGAUCUGAAGAGUAGGUUUGAUCGCUUCCUUCAGGAAUCGUUCAAUAAUGACCGGCUCUUUAAACAAACUAUUGCGGGUGACUUUGAAUAUUUUCUCAACCUCAACUCCAGGUCCCCUGAAUACCUCUCAUUAUUUAUUGAUGAUAAGCUGAAAAAGGGAGUCAAAGGACUAACAGAACAAGAAGUAGAAACAAUAUUGGAUAAGGCAAUGGUCCUUUUUAGAUUUAUGCAAGAAAAAGAUGUAUUUGAACGUUAUUAUAAACAACACUUGGCAAGGAGACUUCUCACAAAUAAAAGUGUUUCUGAUGACUCUGAAAAAAAUAUGAUAUCUAAGUUAAAGACUGAAUGUGGGUGUCAAUUCACAUCAAAACUGGAAGGAAUGUUUAGGGAUAUGAGCAUCUCAAACACAACUAUGGAUGAAUUCAGGCAACACCUGCAGGCAACUGGGGUGUCUUUAGGUGGUGUUGAUCUCACAGUCCGGGUGCUCACAACAGGAUAUUGGCCCACUCAGUCAGCCACACCAAAGUGCAACAUCCCACCAGCACCAAGGCAUGCUUUUGAAAUAUUCCGAAGGUUUUACUUAGCCAAACACAGUGGUCGACAGCUCACACUCCAACAUCAUAUGGGUUCUGCAGAUCUCAAUGCUACCUUUUAUGGACCAGUUAAAAAGGAAGAUGGAUCUGAAGUUGGUGUUGGAGGUGCACAAGUAACGGGCUCUAAUACACGGAAGCACAUAUUGCAAGUCUCCACUUUCCAGAUGACCAUAUUAAUGCUCUUCAAUAAUAGAGAAAAAUACACAUUUGAGGAAAUUCAACAAGAGACUGAUAUCCCUGAAAGAGAGCUUGUUAGAGCCCUGCAGUCCCUCGCCUGUGGUAAACCAACACAGCGGGUACUUACAAAAGAACCCAAGUCAAAGGAAAUAGAAAAUGGUCACAUAUUUACAGUUAAUGACCAGUUUACAUCCAAACUACACAGAGUCAAGAUUCAAACAGUUGCUGCCAAACAAGGUGAAUCUGACCCAGAAAGGAAAGAAACAAGGCAGAAAGUAGAUGAUGACAGAAAACAUGAGAUAGAAGCUGCUAUAGUGCGGAUAAUGAAAUCUAGGAAGAAGAUGCAGCACAAUGUGUUAGUAGCAGAGGUAACACAGCAGUUGAAGGCUCGAUUUUUACCAAGUCCGGUUGUUAUUAAGAAACGUAUUGAAGGACUUAUUGAGAGAGAAUAUUUGGCACGAACACCUGAGGAUCGCAAAGUAUACACAUAUGUAGCAUAAAAUGCAUUCAGAAAUUUGAUUUAUUCUCGGACUGUACUCUUCGCAUGGACCUGGAAGUUCUUUUAAAUCAUUAAAUAUUAAGACGACCAUCUCUUCUAUUAAAUUACAGUACAUGUUCUAGACCAUUCAGAUCAAGCCUUUACUCCCUUUGAGAGUUUUCAACAUCAGUUGAUUGAGCUUCAGGCUUUUCAGCGUUUAUCCCUGUAGAGAUCAUCUUUACAGUUCCUCGGGAAAAUGUGAAUGUGCCGCGUUUUGUUUUCAAUACUGUAUGAAAACAGGAAAAAAUAAAACAAAAAUUUAGAAAAUACAGCUCAUUAAAAUAAAAUUGUUGGAUUUCAUUUCCCCAGGUCUUCAGUGUUGAUGUAAAUGUGUUUCUGUAGUGUUGCUUAGCACUUUGCGCAUUGUAUAAGUUGGGUAACAAAACUGAUAAAAGAAAUGACAGGAUUCUCAAUUAUCUUGCUCUGCUUAAGACAUUUCUUUAACUAGUCUUGUUUAAUUUAAAGGUUUGAUAAAUAUACAAAGACCCAAGCAUACAAUUUGAGCAUGCUUUCUUCUACCACUUGCACUCACUAAUCUUAUAGCAUUAUGACCAGGAUACUUUGUUUUGGGCUCAGUACACACCCUGAUUUGAUUUUUCCCUGUUGUAAUUUGAGAUAUCCCAAAUUAAGUGUCCUAUAAUGAUUAGGUUUUGUUCUGAGUUAUUUCUAGAGACAGAAAAUAUUUUAGUCUGUAUAAAUUGUACAAUAAUUUUUUGCUGUUGUACUCUGCUAAUAGUGGAUUGUAUAGGGCAGUGUUUUUAUUUCAUUUAUUAUAGACAAAAAUAAAUGAGCUUAGUAUACACAAACCCACUAAUUCAAGUAUGUCAGAGCACAAAGUUGGCAGCUGGUUAUGUUUACUUCAGCCCCUUUGAAAAGCACAUACAGUCUACACUGUUUAUAAACAUCUUAGGUCUCCUGCCCUCCCCCAACCGAAAAUAUAUAUUUUGGUGAAGCUGUGGUGCACUAUUAAUUUUCUGUUUUAAAAUGCAAUCUAAAGAUGCAAUAAAUAUGAUUAACUUGAUAUUUUUAAUGAAAUAUUCAGUUCUUGCAGUUAACUGUUUUCGAGAGUGAUUAAGCAAUAUUUUUCAAACCUGAUGAUUCUUGGAUUUUUAGCUAUUGUCCUCCAAAGAGUCAUUGUUUCACAUUUUCAAAGAUGUGCUCUGUGCUGAAGAUUCAGUUAUCCUGUGCUUCCAACUUUCACCAGAGUUUUUUUACCUGAUUUAUCUGCCAAGGACUAUAGUUUGCUUUAUUCUAACUUCAAAAUAUGUUUAUCUUCAAUUUUAUUUAAUUUAGUUUCAUUUUGUUUUAAUAAGACAAUGUUUCAAAUAUGUAUUUCGGGCAAACCACUACAGAUUUCUGUUGGGUGGAUAAGUGAAAUGUUAAUAAGCUCAAGUAAACCACCCUUCACUGACUGUAAGUACUGUCGAUACAUUUAUUAGAAUAUAUGUCUCAGAAGAUGGUUUGUGUUUAAAUUUAUAGUCGAGUUUAAUCUGGAUUAAAAACUCCACGUUUUCCCCAUGCGUCUUGGAUUAUAGUUUUCCUUUUAGACUUGCAAAUACGCUUUUAUUGCAUUUAAGUUUGUCUCCAUUUGUACUGUAGAAUUAUAUGCCUUAUGCUAUUAAUCUCUACAUUUUCUACUUUUACAUGAUGUAAGUAAAAUGCAGAUGAAAAUAUCACAAACAUUAUUCUCAGGACACUUUUACCAUGCUUGAGCAGUAGUAAGUCAGGUGUAACAUGGAAAGCUGAAGGGGUUCACUUUCUGAUAUUUACAUAAUUGGAAUUUCUAUAAUAGUUAGAUGCAUAUCCUAAAGAAGAUACUGGUAUUUCAGGUUUGGAAUUUUUUUUAUUGCUCUGAAUGCCCAGUUAAAUGAUAUAUAACACCUUGAGAAAUGGAACAGCUGAGAUUCCCAAGUGAUAUGAGAGAUGUAAGAAUUUCAACUUUUAGAAAUCUCCUCAAUGAGACAUUAAAGCAAAAUGUGCCAAACUUUAAAAAUCAGUAAAGUUAAUGUCAUUGCCUCUACUGGGAAUUAGAGAGACAUACUUGUUUGGUGGCACAGAUUUUAGAUUUUGCUUCUGAAUGCUUAUCAAUAUAUUAAAAUAACAUUUCUGAAUUACAAUUGAGUUGAAUGGCUGGGGAAUGCUGGUGGUGCUGCAUUGAGACAAUGAUUAGGUCACCUAAAGUAUUUAUGUUUCUUAGCUCAUAAGUAUUAUUUUAGCUAACAAAGCUCAUAACAAGAUACCCUUUGCCAUUUUCAGUAGGAGGUUAUUGGUGGUAUUUUUUUCAGUAAUAAUAUGUUUUCAUUUCAAAGAAUAAUGCAUCCUAACCAUCUAAUCCUGUUUGUGUGGAUUAAUUUUGGUGACUUGAAGAAUUUUAGGAGGGUGGAUGCAUGAUUUUAAACUGUAAAAAUGAUGUAAUCUCUCUUCAGCAAUUGUUAAAUUGUAAUUCUCUUCUAUCAUUUUUGAAUCCAGGUCAGUGUUUGUUUUGAAUAAUGUUCUAGUUAUAUUAUUUAAAGUCUGAAAAUUCAUUGCACUUAGGGAGCACACAGCCUCACAAAAUAAACAGUGGUUGUGAUUGCAAGGA